Messenger RNA from Gallus gallus (chicken), 1174 nucleotides. It is a transcript of the gene DECR1, whose product is annotated as 2,4-dienoyl-CoA reductase 1, mitochondrial. The transcript is spliced from 10 exons. Gene Ontology annotation, biological process: fatty acid beta-oxidation. NCBI's taxonomy places the organism in Eukaryota, Metazoa, Chordata, Aves, Galliformes, Phasianidae. Gene Ontology annotation, cellular component: mitochondrion. Gene Ontology annotation, molecular function: 2,4-dienoyl-CoA reductase (NADPH) activity. Bases 22 to 1032 code for a protein of 336 amino acids. The record is from RefSeq and is a predicted model, not a curated record.
GCCCCACCUCCAGCGCGCAAGAUGGCGGCGGCAAUGAUCGGCCGAGGCGCUCUCCGCGGCAACAUCUCAGUCCGCUUUCCCGGCACCAGGCGGUUCUUCAGCUGUGGAUCAAAUGUGUUGCUGCAAGAGAGCAAAGUUCCGCAAGCUGCAUUCUUUUCACCUCUUCAAAAAGUGAUGUUGCCACCAAAUUCCUUUCAAGGAAAAGUGGCAUUUGUAACUGGUGGAGGUACUGGGAUUGGCAAAGGCAUCACAACAGCUUUGUCCAGUUUGGGUGCCACAUGUGUCAUAGCAAGCCGAAAGCUAGAUGUUCUGAAAGGAACGGCAGAAGAAAUUUCUUCUAAAACGGGGAAUAAGGUCCAUGCCAUCCAGUGUGAUGUGAGAGAUCCAGCUUCUGUUAAGAAUGCUGUUGCUCAAUUAAUUCAAGUGGCAGGACAUCCUAAUGUUGUGAUAAACAAUGCAGCAGGAAACUUUAUUUCCCCUUCUGAACGACUUUCUCCUAAUGCGUGGAAAACUAUAACUGAUAUUGUGCUUAACGGUUCCGCCUUUGUAACUUUGGAAAUUGGAAAGGAACUCAUUAAAGUACAAAAAGGAGCUGCAUUCCUUUGUAUUACAACCAUUUAUGCAGAGAGUGGUUCAGGAUUCGUGAUGCCAAGUGCCUCUGCCAAAGCUGGUGUAGAAGCAAUGAGCAAGUCUCUUGCAGCUGAGUGGGGUAAAUAUGGCAUGAGAUUCAACGUGAUUCAACCAGGCCCAAUAAAAACAAAGGGUGCUUUUAGCCGCCUUGACCCAACUGGCGUAUUUGAGAAGAAAAUGAUUGAGAGGAUUCCCUGUGGCCGUCUGGGAACUGUAGAAGAAAUUGCAAAUCUUGCUGCCUAUCUCUGCAGUGACUAUGCAAGCUGGAUUAAUGGAGCAGUUAUUAGAAUGGAUGGUGGAGAAUAUGUUUUUAUGGCAGGAGAAUUCAAUCAUUUGAAAGAGGUUACCAAAGAGCAGUGGGAAGUGAUGGAAGCAAUGAUUAGGAAAACAAAAGGCUCUUAAAGUGCCUAACUGCAGGGUGUUGACUUCUGACUUCUGGAAAUAAAUCACUAUUAAUUCAUGAAUAUUUAGAAAUAACCAAAUGAGAAAGUGGCCUUCAAAAUCUUUGAAUGUUGAUUUCAGUAAAAAUAUUUUGAAGUUUUCA